Caenorhabditis briggsae is the source of this 210-nucleotide messenger RNA. The record is from RefSeq and is a predicted model, not a curated record. Bases 1 to 210 code for a protein of 69 amino acids. Lineage: Eukaryota; Metazoa; Nematoda; Chromadorea; Rhabditida; Rhabditidae. The transcript is spliced from 2 exons.
AUGCUAGAGAUCCACGCUGAACCUGUUCCAGAGGCAGUCAAUGGGGAUGUCAACAUUCCUUUUGCUCUUUUUUCCUGGCUGCUCCGACAAGAGAACACCGACGCCGAAGUUUUGAUCUCCAUCGAACAGACUCAACACAAUAGUGGAGAAAUGUUUUUCACGAUGAAAGAGGAAUUCAAACUUGCAUCGGAAGAAAAUGUUCCUGUCUAA